Messenger RNA from Rhododendron vialii, 1911 nucleotides. RefSeq names its product endoglucanase 11. Bases 170 to 1744 code for a protein of 524 amino acids. The transcript has 5 exons. Gene Ontology annotation, biological process: carbohydrate metabolic process. The record is from RefSeq and is a predicted model, not a curated record. Gene Ontology annotation, molecular function: hydrolase activity, hydrolyzing O-glycosyl compounds. Lineage: Eukaryota; Viridiplantae; Streptophyta; Magnoliopsida; Ericales; Ericaceae.
GAGAGAGAGAGAGAGAGAGAGAGAGAGAGAGAGAGAAUUCGCCUCACUGCCUCAUGGAAAGCUUAUAAAUGGGCACGUGCGUAGCUGACCUACGAGAGGCCGGUUUGAAGAAACAGUGGAGAUUUUCUACUACUUCACUCCUAAACCUCUUUAGCAGAGAACAGGGGCAAUGGAGUUGAAGAAGAAGAACGACCCAAAAUUUGUUGCCUCAAACCCCCAUAGAAUUCUACAUCACUGUACUCUCCUCCUCUCCAUCUUCGCCGUUUUGCCCCCAUCCCAAUCUUUCAGUUACACCGAAGCCCUAUCCAAGAGCCUCCUCUACUUCGAAGCACAGCGCUCCGGCCGCCUCCCCUACAACCAGCGCGUCAGGUGGCGCCACCACUCCGGCCUCACCGACGGCUUGGAACAAGGAGUGGACUUGGUCGGAGGGUACUACGAUGCCGGCGACCAUGUCAAGUUCGGGUUACCAAUGGCAUUCACGGUGACAAUGCUUUCGUGGAGUGUGGUCGAGUACCGCGGCCAGCUCGCCGCAGCGGGCGAGCUGGAGCAUGCUCUGGAGGCGAUCAAGUGGGGGACUGAUUAUUUCAUCAAGGCUCACACCAGCCCAAAUGUGUUAUGGGCUGAGGUGGGUGAUGGAGAUACCGAUCACUACUGUUGGCAACGGCCGGAGGACAUGGCGACGUCGCGGCGGGCUUACAAGAUUGACGAGAACAAUCCCGGGUCGGAUCUCGCCGGAGAGACGGCGGCAGCAAUGGCUGCCGCGUCGAUCGUGUUCAGGAGAACCAACCCGCAUUAUUCUCACCUACUGUUGCACCAUGCUCAACAGCUGUUUGAGUUUGGGGACAAGUAUAGAGGAAAGUACGACUCAAGCGUGGGAGUUGUGAAGGACUACUAUGCAUCAGUGAGUGGGUAUAAGGACGAGAUGUUGUGGGCAGCUUUGUGGCUAUACAAGGCCACCGACAAUGUGGAGAAGUAUUAUCUCAACUACCUAAUUAACAAGGCUCAUUGUUUUGGUGGCCUUGAUUGGGCUAUCACCGAGUUCAGCUGGGACGUCAAGUUCGCUGGGGUCCAAAUCCUGGCUGCUCAGCUGCUGAAGGAAGAAAAACACAAGGAGCACAGACACAUAUUAAACCAAUACAAAUCAAAAGCAGAACACUACAUCUGCUCGUGCCUAAACAAAAACAAUGUCACCAACAAUGUUGAUCGCACUCCUGGAGGCCUUUUAUACAUCAGGCAGUGGAACAACAUGCAAUAUGUAUCAUCUGCAUCUUUUCUUCUAACCACAUACUCGGAUUUCCUCCGGAACUCGAAUCAAAAUAUCAUGUGCCAUGGAGGAAUGGUUGGGCCUCAAGAGCUCGUCAGCCUAGCCCAAGCCCAAGUGGAUUAUAUUCUGGGCUCCAACCCCAUGAACAUGAGCUAUUUGGUUGGGUAUGGCCCAAACUACCCUACAAGGGUGCACCAUAGAGGGGCAUCGAUUGCGUGUUACAGAGAGAACAAGGGGUACAUAGGGUGCACCCAAGGGUAUGACAAUUGGUACAGCCGCAAAGGACCAAACCCCAAUGUUGUGGUUGGGGCAUUGGUAGGAGGACCGGAUUGUCAAGAUAAUUUCAGGGAUGAAAGAGGGAACUAUAUGCAAACCGAGGCUUGUACCUAUAAUACUGCGCCAUUGGUUGGAGUUUUGGCUAGGUUGAGUCAGUUAAAUGAGCAACAGAAUCAAAAUUUGCCUUUGGUUGCUUCUUACUAGAUGUUUAUUCAACUUGGAUGGAAAAAUAGAAUGUUACUAGUAUGUGUGUUUCAGUGGCUGAGUUUUCAAUUGUAGCCCAAAAUGUAUCUUCAUUUCUUUCUUUCUUUUGCUGGAAAAAUUGUAUCUUCAUUUAUAUGUUUAUAAUACGAAACUAUGAAUUAUAGCAA